AAACUGCCAUUCUCUCUCCCUCUCUAGUAUGUUGUCGUUAGUAGUAUAGCAACAGUUGUCGGGAAAGAGAGCUUUUCUGAUCCAUCGGAGGGGAAAAACCAGGAACAGAAUCAAAUGUGAUGGGAGGCGGAUUUUCGCGUCUCUUGCCGUGUCUGAAACCGGUCGAUCAAAGCCACCAAGCGGAUUUGAUAUUCGCAGCUUCAGAGCCCCUCGACGAAACCCUAGGCCACAGCUUCUGCUACGUUCCUUCUUCUGCUCGCUUCCUCUCACCUUCAAACUCAGACCGUCUCUCACCCUCUAACUCUCUCCGUCUCUCUCCCUCUCACGACCCCAAAACCACUUUGUUCAAGUCCAUCUCUGGCGCUUCCGUCAGUGCCAACACUUCUGCUCCCCGAACUGUCCUCCAACACGACCAUAUCUAUGACGACGCCACUGAGUUUACUGCCGGUGUUGCUUCAAGGUCCAGCACCAUCGUCAAUGGCUUUGAGAGCACAUCUUCUUUUACUGCUCUUCCGCUUCAACCUGUCCCUCGCGGUGGUUGUGGCGACGCUUCCGGUCCGAUCGACCGGGGAUACUUCAUGUCUGGUCCGAUUGAGCGAGGUGCGCUGUCGGGUCCGCUCGAUGUGAACGCCGCCUCCGACGGUGGCGGGGUUCACUUCUCAGCUCCGCUUGGUGGCCUUUACGUAAACAGGAGGAGAAAGAAGGGUAUUUCGGAUAUCCGGAAGGCUUUUUACCGGAGCUUUUCGGACAAGAAGAGACCCUGGGUCGUACCCGUUCUGAAUUUCGUCGGACGGAAAGAAGCCCAGUCUGCUGCGGCAGCGACGGCGGCUUACGGUGGUAGUGGUGAGUCGGAGGGGAAGAAUGAUAGUGUACAGUGGGCCCAUGGGAAGGCCGGGGAAGAUCGGGUUCACGUGGUGGUGUCUGAAGAACACGGGUGGCUCUUCGUCGGGAUCUAUGAUGGCUUCAAUGGCCCAGAUGCGCCGGAAUUCUUGAUGAGUAAUCUCUACCGUGCUGUCUUUAAUGAGCUCCAUGGAUUGUUUUGGAAGAAUGAUGACGACCAUGAUCGCUUGAUAGUUACAGCUCCACAAGAACAACGAGAACAAGAAGGCGAGGGCAGAGAUGGUAUUUCACUGACUGAACCGGAACUGGAACCGGAACCGGAACCGGAACCGGAACAGCAGCCGUCGUCGCAGGGGCUCAACGAUCCGCAGGUGCCGGUGAAGCGAGUGACGUUUCAGCCGGAGCAGAAGAGGGGGUCUGUGAGAAAACCUCUUUGGGAGUUUCUUGCAGAAGAUGGCGCCGAUGAUGGGCUUGACCUUUCUGGAUCGGAGCGGUUUGCGUUCUCCGUGGAUGAUGCGCUCCAGGUUAGUAAUGCCGGUUCAGGCAGGAGAAGAAGGUCAUUGCUGUUGUCGAAGUUGAGAUAUGGGUUCUCCAGGAGCAGUAAGGAAGGGGGACAGAGCAGACAGUUGUUCCCUUGGAGAUACGAUUGGGAAGAGAAAGAGAAGAUUGAGGUUGAGAAUAGAGCAGAUGGGAGAACUUGCAGGAGUUUCAGGAAACGUACGGUGGGUCCCAUUGAUCAUGAAUCAGUUUUGAGGGCUUUAUCAAGAGCUCUUGAGGUCACUGAGUCUGCAUACUUGGAGAUGACAGAUAAGGUUCUUGAUCGAUACCCGGAGUUGGCUUUAAUGGGUUCGUGUUUGUUGGCUGUAUUGAUGAGAGAUGAGGAUGUGUAUGUGAUGAACGUGGGUGAUAGUCGUGCGAUUGUGGCCCAGUAUGAGCCACAGGCAAUUGAUGGUAGUAGUAAUCAAAGGGAAGGGAAUGAUAGUGCAGAUAUGGAGGGUAUUGUAGAAGAGUCCAAUGGUGGUGGUGAUGAGGUGGGUAGGUUGGCAAACAAGGCUUCUGCUGAAAGAAUGAGGUUGACUGCAUUGCAGCUGUCCACCGAUCACAGCACAAGCAUCGAAGAAGAAGUCUUAAGAAUCAAGGAAGAACACCCAGAUGAUAGCCAAUGUAUUGUCAAUGAUAGGGUUAAAGGUCGUCUAAAGGUGACCCGGGCAUUUGGUGCUGGUUUUCUCAAACAGCCUAAGUUGAAUAAUGCAUUACUGGAGAUGUUCCGGAAUGAUUAUAUUGGUACUGCACCAUACAUUUCCUGCUGUCCUUCUCUUUGUCACCAUAAACUUGGUGCCAGUGACCGAUUCUUAGUCCUUUCGUCCGAUGGUCUGUAUCAGUAUUUUACUAAUGAGGAAGUAGUUUCUCAUAUCGAGGAUUUCAUGGAGAAGUUUCCUGAUGGAGAUCCAGCUCAGCACUUGAUUGAGGAACUUCUGUACCGGGCAGCCAAGAAAGCUGGAAUGGAUUUCCAUGAGUUACUGGACAUUCCACAAGGAGACCGCAGGAAGUACCAUGAUGAUGUUACUGUCAUGGUGAUAUCACUUGAAGGAAGAAUAUGGAAGUCAUCCGGAAAAUAUUUGUGAGGCGCCUAAUACAGCUGGAGUCUGCUUCAGUGAUCUCUUUGGGAUAUGAGCUAAUUCAGCAUACAAUGGAUUUGUCAUUCAGUUUGGCUGGUUCCAUUAACAGACCAAUGAAACCCAUGUUUCAUGGGUCCCAUGCAAAAUUCUCUGAUCUUGCACUUGCUGGGAUAAGCACCAAGUAUAGGAAAGAUCCCUGUGUAAUUGGCUUGGGGCUGAUGCUAAAUAUGCAUGAAGGCUGCUUCUUUUCACAAACAGUUGCCAUGGUUGGGUUCCGGAGGAAGGAACAGUGGGAGCUUGUAAGUGGUUAGUCUGGGAAGAGCUUUUGGGUACAGGGUUGGUUUUUCCAUCUUUAUAUUUAUUUUUUUUGCAGAUAAAAAGAAAGGAGGGGGGGGGGUCUUUGGAUUCAUUUGUCCCGUUUGUUUUUUCUUUUCCUAUCCUUCCCUUUAAUUUAUUGGGAGGAAAUAUGUUCUGAAAAGGGAGAGGGAGAGGGAAAGGGAAGGGGGGGUGGGGUUGUAUUUUCUUACCAAUCGUGGACAUUCCCUUGUCAAAAAUGAGCAUUUGUAAUCUUGUAGGUGGUGCUAUUCAGCCACACGUAUAAAAAAUUAAAUUUUCGAGACCCUGUGUUAACCUAUUAUUCUGCAAAGGAUAAGAAAGCAUUUUCUGGAAACAGAUGGACAA
Molecule: messenger RNA, 3140 nt
Organism: Macadamia integrifolia
Lineage: Eukaryota; Viridiplantae; Streptophyta; Magnoliopsida; Proteales; Proteaceae
Product: protein phosphatase 2C 29-like
Exons: 4
Coding region: 120-2465 (781 amino acids)
Biological process (GO): protein dephosphorylation
Molecular function (GO): protein serine/threonine phosphatase activity
Source: RefSeq, a predicted model, not a curated record